AUGUUACCUCAAUCACAAUUAGGUUUCGGCUAUCAAUUAAACCAUAAAAAAAUUCAAAGAUUUGAAAAUUUACCAAUCCCAACUCCCAAAUCAAAUGAAGUAUUAUUAAAAGUUGAAGCAUGUGGUUUAUGUUUAUCUGAUCCUCAUUUAUUACAAGCAGGUCCAAUGCCAACCCCAAACCCGUUAGAUAAAUUUGUAAUGGGACAUGAAAUAGCAGGGUCAAUAGCUCAAGUUGGUGAAAAUUUUAAAAAUCAUCCACUCUAUAAAAUUGGUGGUAGAUUUGCAUUAACUAUCGCAAUUGCAUGUGGUAAUUGUUAUAAUUGUAGAACUGGAAAUGAUGGUCAAUGUACUACUUCAAUUCAAGCUUAUGGUUUGAAUGAAGAUGGAGGAUAUCAACAAUAUUUAUUAAUUAGAAAUUUAAGAACCCUUUUACCUAUUCCUGAAAAUGUAAGUUAUGAAGUUGCUGCAGUUACUACUGAUUCAGUAUUGACUCCAUUUCAUGCCAUACAAAAAGUGAAAAAUUAUAUACAACCAACUACUAAUGUUUUAGUUAUUGGUUGUGGUGGAUUAGGAUUAAAUGGAGUUCAAAUAUUGAAAAAUUAUGGUUGUUAUAUAGUUGCUACUGAUAUGAAAGAACAAGUUAGACAAACUGCAUUAGAAUAUGGAGCUAAUGAAUUUUAUACUGAUUUAUCUGAAUCGGAGUAUGAACCACAACAUUUUGAUAUUAUUUUUGAUUUUGUUGGAUUACAAAAAACUUUAGAUUUAAGUAAUUAUUUCGUUAAGAAAGGAGGUAAGAUUGUAAUGGUUGGUUUAGGGAAUUCUAAAUUAUUAAUUCCAAAUUUCUUAUUUGCAGUUAGAGAAAUUGAAAUUAUAUUUAAUUUUGGUGGUAAUUCGAGUGAACAAAUUGAGUGUAUGAAAUGGGUAUCAAAAGGUUUAAUUAAGCCAAAUGUUAACUUAGUUGAUUUUGAAAAGGUUCCAGAGAUGUUGGAUGCUUUAAAGAGUGGCAAAUUAGUUGGUAGAACAGUAUUUAGACCAAAUAAAUUAUAA
Insectozyma verbasci is the source of this 1047-nucleotide messenger RNA. The record is from the annotation of a GenBank genome assembly. Lineage: Eukaryota; Fungi; Ascomycota; Pichiomycetes; Serinales; Debaryomycetaceae.